GGUAUUAAACUUCUCUGUAUAUCCAAACUCGCGCGACGAUUACAUUUUGAAAAGCGGCGAAAGGGGGGAAAAAAAGAAGUGGUUGGAACGAGAAUGGAGAAGCACGACGGAACUGAGAGCUCGGAGGAAUCGAAAUUUCGCGACAGGCAAUUAUUGGCGGCUUUGGGCCCGUUGCUGUCCAUGCUGACAGUCGGCCUGACCCUCGGCUUCAACACCGUGCAAUUGAUCCAAUUAACAAGCGACGUAACGACGAACGAGAGCAGGGGGGCAGAGGUACGGAUAACGAGCGAAGGCGAGGCGCAUCUGCUCUUCUCCGCCUCCAGCUUCCCGAUGCUCCUCGGCUGUCUGUUGUCGGCGAUCCUCGCGGAGACGGUGGGCAGGAGGAGGUCCUUGAUGAUAAUCUACCCGGUGUCCUUGAUCGGAUGGGCGUCGAUCGGACUCGCGAGUGAUGUCUCAUCGAUCGCGAUCGGGAGGGCGAUCCACGGCCUGGGCGCCGGCCUCUUCACCCCUCUGGCGCCCGUCUACAUCGGCGAGAUAUCGGAUCCAAGGUCCAGGAGCGUGUUCCUCGCCCUGAUAGACGCGGCGAUAGUAUUUGGACUUCUAAUCGUCAACCACCUCCACGCCUAUUUGCAUUGGAGGAUCAUCGUUGGCGUCUGCUCGGCCGUCACGUGCCUCGUCUCCCUCGCGACCCUCGCUUCGCGGGAGAGCCCCGUCUGGCUGAUGAACAGGAAUCGAGCGGGGGACGCGUUGAGCCAAUGGAUCCACCUUCGAGGAUGGGAAUCGGGGAUGGACGAGUAUCGUGACGCGUCGAAACGCGUCUCGAACGCGCGGAGCGGGAACAGGUCAGGGUAUCGCGCUCUGUCGUCCAAACGCUUCUUGUACCCGCUCCUCGUGUCGAACGCCUCGUUCUUCGUUUAUCGAUUCUCCGGAUUAAACUUGGUCGCCGGUCACGCCGUUCCUCCCCUCGUGGAAACGUUCGAGAUGGACGACUCUCACUCCGCCACUUUGAUCAUACUCGGGCUGAGAUCGAUCACGAGCUUGGUCGCUUGCCACCUGAUAACGAAAUACGAGUGGAAGACGUUGAUCUUCAACUCUGGAUCGGGCACAGUGUUUUCUCUGUUCGCGUUGUGGCUCACCGCCCACUUCGACUUACGCUCGUUAUGGUUGAAGGAUAUCUCCUUGCUCGUAUAUUUCGUCUCGUUGGGGAUAGGUCUGUCACCUAUUCCGUGGAUCCUCAGCGGAGAAUUGUUCUCGGGCAAGUUGAGAAGUUUCGGGAUCGGCCUCGUGCUGGCCCUCUCGUAUCUCUGCUACAUCGUGGACACGAUCGUGACGCCGGAAUUGGUGGCAAGGAUCAAGGUGCAGGGAGUUUACGUAAUUUACAGUCUGUUGGUGAUAGUCGGGGUUGCACUCUUGGACCGCGUGUUACCCGAGCCAGGAGGAACGACGAGACUCUGCCGAGGAUAGGAGAAAUGUUCGAAUUUUUCUGGGAAUAUUGGAACGAUCUAGGAAAGAAACAAGUUUUAUAAUAUGUAAUUUUUUUUUUUAUUUUACAAUUUCAUCAUAUAACGAUCGAUCUAUAAAUUUCCCCCUUUUUUGAAUAAUACAUUGUAGUAAUAGUUAUUAUUACUACAUUGUUUGUUAUCAUUGUUUGAAAAUAUAGAUAUUUCAUUAAAUAUAUACGUAUUGAUAAAUUGAUGAGAUUUGCUGCCGUAAAAAUCGAUUGACGUAAUCGAUGCUUAAACAUUUAAAAAAAUAGCAUCGUUUAUUAAUGUGCAUAUUUAAUGAACGAUUUACAUAUAUAAAUAUAUAUAUACAUAUAUCUUAACACGUUCGUCACGUUCAUCAAAUUGUAUGAUAUAAUUAUACAAAGUUGAAUUGAUUAUACAAAGUUGAAUAUAAACUAAAAUUUCUUUUAUACAUUUCUAUAAAAAUUAAUAAAUCGAUAGAAUAUUAUAAAAUUCGAUAAUGAAUUCAAUCGUUCAGGAAUAUUCGAAGAUUCUUCAAAAUUGAAAAUUUUAGCGCCGCUAUUACGAUAGCGGAAAAUUCGGUGUUAUCAGUCGUGCGAUUUAUAAUAUAUAUAAGGACAAUCUCGGGCCAAUUUCCCAUGCGAGACGUGCCCAAAAUGCGUACAAUCUUCAUGAAUGCAUAAUGCGUACACCACCCCUCCGAUUCGAGAAAGUUUCUCGAAUGGAUGGUGAAACGAGAACUAAUGUUUUCUUCUCCUCGUCUUUCUUUCCACGAAUAAUAACGGAAUCUGUUUUUCUUCUAAUUCCUGUAAUAUAAAAUCCUAACCAAUUAAAUAAUAUAUUCUAUACACUGGAGUAUUCAAUAUUCAACUCAUUGAUAUUAAUUGUACUUUAUAAGAUGUCGUUAAUAUGUUAACGAAUUACUAUAAUUUUUUAUAUACACGUGUAAUUUUUCCAAGUUGAAUUUAUACGUAAGAAAAUUUAUUUUUCCUCUAUGAUAAAAAUUAUCAUAUGGAAUAAAUCAAUAUUCAAUUAACACGUAUAAUUCCGCGUCAAGAUAAAUAUGUAAUUUACGCACGUUUUAUAUCGUGUUAUCCAAUCUCAAAAAAAUGUUUUAAAAUGUAAAAUAUAAAAAUUGUCGCAUCGGCAACUUUAUUAACUUUAA
Molecule: messenger RNA, 2631 nt
Organism: Apis laboriosa (Himalayan honeybee)
Lineage: Eukaryota; Metazoa; Arthropoda; Insecta; Hymenoptera; Apidae
Product: facilitated trehalose transporter Tret1-like
Exons: 1
Coding region: 94-1464 (456 amino acids)
Biological process (GO): transmembrane transport
Cellular component (GO): membrane
Molecular function (GO): transmembrane transporter activity
Source: RefSeq, a predicted model, not a curated record